UGUGCGAGUUUAGCGAAGGAGAAGGUGCAGUGAAUCUGAUCAAACAAUUUGGUGUUGAGGCGGCCACGGGAAGCUCUCACUUUCACUCAACCACUCCCCUGCUGCUUUUAACUACCUUUUGCAACCAACUCUCAAUCAAGCUUACCUCCUCCUAGCAGAUUACUGGGGGUUUUUGAGGAGACCAAAAUGUCCCUUAGUGAAUAUGCUUCGCAAUUGAAUUUUCUGAAAGAUUCUGCAACAUUUCUAAGCUCUCUCAGCCCUUCUACGUCAGCGCAUCUCUUGACUGUUCAUAAUCGGAUUCUGCAUGAAGAGCUCAAGCCGCUCAACCACCGGCACCAUGAAAAUGCGUGUGGCGCAUGUGGCAGCAUCAGAAAGCCUACGGUAACUAAAACAUGUCACAUCGAAAAGAAGAAGAAGAAGAAGACAGCCCGGUCGGACCGGUCAACGCCUCAUGCCUUCGCUGAUGGCGCUACAAUCAUCAAAUGUCUACGCUGCCGUCGCCGGACAGUUAGGCCGCUGCGAAAAGAGACAGCGCCAUCAGAGAAGGCUUCCCGGAUUCCUACGCCAGUUACUGACACUGCAUCCACGACUCCCACGGUAACAGCUGCAGACAGGCCUGUUGCAGCUGAUACCACCAAAGUUGUCAAGGCAGCAGAGAACGCAAACAGCAAGAAACGCGCCAAAGCCAGGAAGCAGGGCGGUCUCCAGGCCCUCUUGGCCUCCAAACAGCGGUCUCAAGCAACCUCUUCGUCCUCUCUGGACCUCCUCGACUUCCUGCAUCAAUAACCACUGCGGCUGCACGUAUCCUUCUUCCUGAUGCCAAGAAAUCGGAUAUCGGCCCAACAUUCUUCCUCUAAUUCUUCCAAAUUAGGAUAAGCGCGGGGUCGUCCUCUGUCAGGCACCGAGGCUCCGACACUAAUCCUGAAUAGGCCUGCGCAACCCCGCCACGCCGAAGCCCAAGGAACAGUCCCGCCGUUGCU
Messenger RNA from Penicilliopsis zonata CBS 506.65, 980 nucleotides. RefSeq lists its product as hypothetical. The record is from RefSeq and is a predicted model, not a curated record. The coding region runs from base 187 to 786 and encodes 199 amino acids. Gene Ontology annotation, biological process: RNA processing. The transcript has a single exon. Lineage: Eukaryota; Fungi; Ascomycota; Eurotiomycetes; Eurotiales; Aspergillaceae.